Brachypodium distachyon (stiff brome) is the source of this 1833-nucleotide messenger RNA. RefSeq lists its product as uncharacterized. The transcript has 9 exons. Gene Ontology annotation, cellular component: nuclear envelope. Bases 16 to 1491 code for a protein of 491 amino acids. The record is from RefSeq and is a predicted model, not a curated record. Gene Ontology annotation, biological process: nuclear membrane organization. Lineage: Eukaryota; Viridiplantae; Streptophyta; Magnoliopsida; Poales; Poaceae.
UCCUCCCCUCCUCCCAUGGAGUCAUCCGCCGCGGGCGGCGAGCGGCCCCAGCGGUCCGGAGGCGGCGCCUCCUCCCCGCCCCCGCCGCCUCCCCCGCCGAGCGGCUGGCUCGCGGGCCUCGUCUCCGGCGCCGGCCGGCUCCUCGCCGCCGUGCUCGGCCCCGACUCCCCCUCCGUCUCCGCCUCCGCCUCCGGCUCCGUCGCGUCGGACGACGGGUCCGCCUCCUCCUCCCCGAGCUCCUUCCGUCCACGCAGCGAGGGUUACUAUAGCGGUACCGAUCAUAAUUAUUUCCUGCCCUUUUCACCAGAAAAUAAUCAGUUAAACCAGACUGAGAAGGAGACUGUUCUGAAAGACUAUGCAGAGGCAUCCCUAGCAAUUGUCUCGGAUAUUGAGCCAAAAGAUGCCAUAGCGCAGUUGCUUAUGCAGGAAACUUUUUCGAGGUCUGAGUGCAGUACACUAAUAAAGAUAAUUCAAGAGCGGGUCGUUAACCCAGAUUCAGGUGGAACUGUUGAUGGUGAGCUUGCUCUUGCGAUCAGUCAGAAGGCUGGCAGACAACCAACCAUUGGAUAUUCUUCAUUUAGUCCAAACGUGUCAACGCCUUCAUCUUCAAGUCUUCCAAUCCAUGGCCAUGGUUUUGAUAAUAGUGCUGGUGCAGGGGCAGUUCCAACAUUAACUCCUGCCAUUCCUGACCUUUUACAGCACAAUGCUGACAAGAUUCAGUCUGUUUCAAAACGAAGUUGCUCUGUUAUCCAGGAUACUCCUGAUAACCUUCGACGAAUCAGACCAAAGAUUAAUGGAGAUACGAUAAACAUUGCAAAAUUUAAGCAAGUUGAUGUUGUUAGAAAUCGUCCAGCAGCAAGUCUCGGGAGAGAUGACACUAAACAUGCCCCCUUUCUUGGGACCAACAACGUAGAACAUACUAACAUUGUUUCAAAAGUUGAAAGAGCUGAGGAAAUAUUGGAUGUCCCUAAGAAACCUUUGGCAGUACCAUCACAACAUGUUGAUUCAAGUUCCUUGUUAGCUGGUGGUGACCAGAAAACUUUUGACUCUGCAUUCUUGAAUCCAUGUUCUACUAAGGAUCUGAAGAACAGCUUGCCUUUGAAGGUUGAACCUUUGGAUUCUUUUAUUCCUUUUGAGCAGAAGAUGAUGGAUUUAUCACAUCAGAAGCAUGAGCAUGCCGCAUGUGAUGAUUCAUGUUCUGUUUCAAAACUAAUGUUUAUGGCGGAUAUUGGUGCGGCACCUAGCCUGCCGAUGCAAGUUCAGCUGCAAAAUGACUCCAAGAACCGCAGGAGAAGGCAACCCAACUCUCCGAGGACAGCUCCAAAACCCACAGGGUCGCCUGCCAAGGGCACACGCCGCAAAAACAUCGACGCCGUGGUCAAAUCAGAGAUUGACUCCCUGGAACAAAGGAUGCCGGUUUUAGCAGAGGAGCAAGACCCGGACUACGUCCCGGAGAAGAGACCCGUCGGGAGACCAAGGAAAGGAAGGUGAAAACGGGACGCGGUCGUCCUCCUCCACCCCGUGUAAACCUGGGAGGAUUGCCCAGAAGAACCUUCAAAGGUGAGACAGGUCGCAGCAAUACUCGUGGAUCGCAAUGUUUUGCAUUGCACACCAGAGGUUUGCCCCUCCGAGGUUUGGAGGGAGAAGGAAAGGAAGACAGCCCUGUUAUGUCCCUAGUCUAACCUAACCAGUUUCUAGACUGAAACCAGUGUGCACGUCAUGCCAUUUUCUUCAGAAUGUAGCACAUCAGCAAUGCUAUCAAAACUAAUUUUAGUUGAUUAAUGUGCAACCCUGUUGUGUGAAAAAGGGAAAACAGAGAUGAGAUUCAACCUU